AUGCGUGUGAUAGAGAAAGAGAAGAGGGUUAUGGCGCGACGAUGGUUUGAGCAAGAAGGGAGUUUGGGGGGAGAGAGAGAGAAGAGGUUAUGCCGAUGGGGUCUGCGUAGGAGUGGAGUUCGCCCAGGGAGGGGGGUGUCUGCACAAGAGGGAAGCUUUAGGGGAGUUCAUCAAGAUGAUGAAUUGGCUCUUCAUCAAUCUGAUCCGGUCUUGAGUUUGUCCAUGGCUGGUACAAGCACUCAAUACGUCCCUCCUCCACCUUCUUCUUCUUCGUCUUUGUCAGAUCCAUGGAAGUACGAAGUCUUCUUGAGUUUUCGAGAGGCAUUUGCAAAGCAAGCAGAGCGCUUUGUGGCCGAAAUUGAAAAGGUGGAGAAAUGGAGAGCUGCACUUACUCAAGUUGGGAGUAUAGCAGGGCUUUGUUGUGAUAAUGUCGAAAAUCGGUACGUAAUUCAUACUAGCCUUCUUCGGUUCCUCGUGCACCUGUUAUCUUAG
Molecule: messenger RNA, 492 nt
Organism: Ilex paraguariensis (yerba mate)
Lineage: Eukaryota; Viridiplantae; Streptophyta; Magnoliopsida; Aquifoliales; Aquifoliaceae
Source: the annotation of a GenBank genome assembly